AUGGACAGUAGAUGUACUUCAUGUUUAACCUGCUACAUUCUCCUGGUAUUUGUUUCACAUGCUGCGUCUGUAUCAACAGAGAAAGGGGACCCACUCAGCUGGUAUAUUGCUCAUGAUCUGACAGGAUCUGAUGAUCUGAACUUGGCUACCAGAUUCAAUACUCAGACUGUACGCAAUGAUACGGAUAUCUUUCGGUUGCCGGGAUCUCAGAGGCAGCCUAAUCUGCCCUUAGAUGUUGCACCUGUAGCAGGUUUACAAAUACAGGGAUUUCCCGAUGGAAACAGCUGGACCUCCAGAAAUUCUAGAUGGUCAGGUCUAUCUUCAUGGGGUCAACGGACACCAUCAGCUGCUGGGUGGGGAGAUGAAAUAUUAGACAAUACACCCAGCCAGACACGAAACAAAAGAAAGUGGUCUCAUUUUAGUUCUUGGGGUAAGCGAAGUCUGCAUAAUACUUUCGGAGAUGGUACUGACAAGCGAUGGAAAGAAAUGCCAGUAUGGGGAAAGCGAGAUGGCGCAGAUAAGACAAAGAAAUGGAAAGAAAUGACUGUAUGGGGAAAGCGAAACGACAUUGAGGGUAUAAAGAAAUGGAAAGAAAUGGCUACCUGGGGAAAACGGAAUGAAAUAGAUAAUAAAAAGAAAUGGAAAGAAAUGACUGUGUGGGGAAAGCGAGACUUUAUAGACAAUUUAAAGAAAUGGAAAGAAAUGUCUGUAUGGGGUAAGAGAAAUGAUAUAGACAAUACAAAGAAGUGGAAAGAAAUGUCUGUAUGGGGUAAGAGAAAUGAUGUAGACAAUAUAAAGAAAUGGAAAGAAAUGUCUGUAUGGGGUAAGAGAAAUGAUGUAGACAAUAUAAAGAAAUGGAAAGAAAUGUCUGUAUGGGGUAAGAGAAAUGAUGUAGACAAUAUACAGAAAUGGAAAGAAAUGUCAGUAUGGGGUAAGAGAAAUUAUUUAGAUAAUACUAAACCGUGGAAAGAGAUGUCUGUAUGGGGAAAACGUAACUGGGAUAUGAAUAGAAGUGAGAUGAAUUUGUGGAGGCAGAAUGAGCAAGCAAGACUAGGGAAAAAAUGGAAGUCCUUAAGUGCUUGGGGAAAACGAGAUAGCAUGACUGAUUCUGACACCGACAUUUCAUCGCUAGGAAAUCGGGACAGGGACCAUAUAGGAUUUGUGAACAAUGUAAGCACUCGAGAUCCCAGCGAGGGCACAAAUCUGGAUAAAAAGUGGAGAGAAAUGACCGUGUGGGGAAAACGAAGUAUCCAGUCGCCUGAGGCAAGACUACCGACCCAGCUGCCUCUGUGGAGAACGUUAAGACGUGUUCGCAACUGGCGUGAUAUGGACGUUUGGGGCAAAAGACCAAGUUGGAGCAAGACGGGAUUCACAAGUUGGGGCAAGAGAUCAGCUGAUUUUGAUAUGAACCCAUCUACAUAUUUCCAGCAUCAGCUGCAGUAUUUGACAGGUAGGUCUUUGAACAACAAUACAUUUAGUGAUU
Molecule: messenger RNA, 1483 nt
Organism: Candidula unifasciata
Lineage: Eukaryota; Metazoa; Mollusca; Gastropoda; Stylommatophora; Geomitridae
Source: the annotation of a GenBank genome assembly